ACAGCCAUCAAUGCCGCGAUAACGUACGACCGACCACCAUUCCCCGCAUCUGCCUACCAAUACCUACCUACCCCCGCUACAGCCGCGCAACCCUUCGCCACCAUGGCCCUGCUAGGCAUUUCCUUGAUUGUCGCCUCUGUCGUCCUCCUCGUCUUGCGCCGACCAGAAUGGCUUCAACAGUUCUGGACGAGUCUCUACCGUCAAGCAUCACAGAACCAGCUUCCCCGUCCACCGCAACGUCCUGUACCACGCAUAGAGGAACCCAAGCCAGAGGAUGUUGACCAAGUUCACGAGAAAGAGAAGGAAAGGAUAGCGGUUCCCAAGGAUGUAGUAUCUCCUCCACUGCCACCACCCGUGGUGAUCCUGGAAAACGGCAUCAACGAUAGUCCUGGUUCUCCUCGAGAGGGGCAGACAACCCCUAAAGCCUCGGCGGCCAUCCCCAGCGAUUCGGUCCCGGCAUUCACCCUCUCUGUUCCCGAACUAGCCCAACAACGACAACCACAGGUGGAGGAGAAGCCUACACCGGCCGUGACAUCAUCAACCUCUAGCACCAGCAUGAUGAUGCCCCCUCCUCCCCUUCCCGCUGCUGCGCGGGGCAGCCUCCCCGCCAACCUUCUCCGCCAACCCGGCACCUCCACCCUCCCCCUCCCUCCAUCAUCCGGUGGCCGACCGGGCGGUGGUCCCCUCCCGAACCGUGGGCCUCCCUCCUCAUCCUCCGGAGGAGGCGGAAGCAGUCUCUUCCCGCCGCCCACCCACAGCACCAAGCCCGCCAAGCCCUCGCGCGCCGUCGUCCUCACCCCCGGCCACUCCCCGCUAGACUGGGCCCGGCUCUCAGGCCACCCGACCGCGGACCUGCGCGGCUUACCCAAGGAUACCCCUUAUCUGCGCGUGACGCCGAGCUUGCUCAAAAAGAUGACGGGCCGCAAGGGCAAGGAUGCGUGGAUGGUGCUUGGGGGAAGGGUGUACAACAUCACGCCUUAUAUCCCUUUUCACCCUGGCGGUGAGCCGGAGCUGCUCAAGGGCGCGGGGAGGGACGGAACCAAGUUGUUUGGGGAGAUCCAUCCGUGGGUGAACUAUGAGGGUAUGCUGGCUGCUUGUUUGGUGGGGAUUUACGUUAGUGAAGAGGAUGGUGAGGCUGCGGCCGCUGCGGCGAAGAAUGGGGGAGUUAAUGGGGCUGGAGGAGGAGGAAGUAUGGAGGAGAUGGAUUAG
This is a messenger RNA of Neurospora tetrasperma FGSC 2508, 1209 nucleotides long. RefSeq lists its product as uncharacterized. The record is from RefSeq and is a predicted model, not a curated record. The coding region runs from base 103 to 1209 and encodes 368 amino acids. The transcript has a single exon. Gene Ontology annotation, molecular function: heme binding. NCBI's taxonomy places the organism in Eukaryota, Fungi, Ascomycota, Sordariomycetes, Sordariales, Sordariaceae.